AUGUGUGGUGAUGACAUUAUCCAGAACCUAGUCGAGCAAUCUAAUCUAUACUGCACACAGAAAACAGGUGCUUCUUUAGAUACAAAUGUUCGUGAAAUAAAAAAGUAUAUAGGCAUAAACAUCAUAGCAGGUGUUGUGAAAAUACCUAGUUACAGAAUGUACUGGGCAGAGGCUACAAGAUUUUCUCCAAUAGCUGACUCAAUGCCUAGAAAUAGGUUUGAUAAGCCAAGAAAUUAUUUACAUGUGAAUGACAACACUAAAAUGAAACAAAGAGAGGACCCUCAUUAUGACAAGCUGUUCAAGGUGAGACCAUUUGUUGACAAAAUCAAACAAGGUUUUUCAAUUAUUGAACCUGAGGAAUAUCAUUCAGUGGAUGAAGUAAUCAUUCCAUUCAACAGUCAUUCAUCCCUGAAACAGUAUGUAAAAAGCAAACCACACAAGUGGGGUAUAAAUGUUUUUCCCUGUGCUGGUUCUAGUGGAAUUGUGUACAAUUUUGAAGUAUACCGAGGGAAAGGAACUGUACAUAAUGAUACUGGUCUUGGUAUAAGUGGUGAUAUUGUGAUAAGGCUUGUGGAAGGACUGCCAAAAUAUAAAAAUUUUAAAGUAUUUACAGACAAUUGGUUCACCUCUUACAAUCUUAUUUCUGCCCUGAAAAACUAUGGCAUUUUGGCUGUUGGAACUGUUAGACCCACAAGACUUCAAGGCUGCAAUCUAAAAGGAGACAGUGAGCUGAAAAAGCAGGGAUGA
Molecule: messenger RNA, 747 nt
Organism: Schistocerca cancellata (South American locust)
Lineage: Eukaryota; Metazoa; Arthropoda; Insecta; Orthoptera; Acrididae
Product: piggyBac transposable element-derived protein 3-like
Exons: 1
Coding region: 1-747 (248 amino acids)
Source: RefSeq, a predicted model, not a curated record